AUGAAGGAUAAAUCUAUCGUCCACCAUGUUCAAAAGUUUUAUCCUGGCCGAGUACAGGAUGUUGUUGAGGCCAAGUGCAUUGUAACCUCACAGGAGCCUCCAAGAGGUACUGCACCACAAGGCUCUUACUACAGCUCUAGAGAUAUUACGACCGAUUUUUUUUCAGAGGAGAAUAAUACCACUCGAGAGAUCGCCCUGCAAACUUCGAUGCCAUUUCUGUAUGAGUUGAUAAAUGCGAAAAUAUUGUCAAGCAUUGACCAGGGUGACGAAACGGAAAUCAAAAAUAAUGAUCCAGUUAAAACUACCAAUGAUCAGCCAUCCGAUCCAAAUGAGGAUUUGCCUCCAACUGAUGAUGAUGGUGAUUUGCCAGAGGGUGUCACUAUGACAAAGCCAAAAACUCACCGAGAGAUGAAGUUACUGCAAUCCACAGCGGUUAGUUUGGUAGAUAUUGUUGAUAUUCCUUAA
Messenger RNA from Melampsora larici-populina 98AG31, 465 nucleotides. RefSeq lists its product as uncharacterized. NCBI's taxonomy places the organism in Eukaryota, Fungi, Basidiomycota, Pucciniomycetes, Pucciniales, Melampsoraceae. Bases 1 to 465 code for a protein of 154 amino acids. The transcript is spliced from 2 exons. The record is from RefSeq and is a predicted model, not a curated record.